CUCUCCCUCACCCUCUUGCUCCCCCUUUCCUCCUACUCGCCUUCUCCGUGCUCCACCGUGUUAACCCCACUCUGCGUUCUCCUCCUCUCCUCGCUUGACGUAUAGGUGCCCGAAUACAAAUCUCAACCCCUCAUUCUAUUGUCUCGCAUCGUCACCCGCGCUCAACCCCAUAUUCCCACCACUUUCGAUACACCCGGUUGCCUCAUUAUCUAGCGUAUCAGCAAUCUCCCACCAACGCCCGGCCAUAGUACCCCAUCCGACCCUUCUAUCUGACAACCCCCACCACCACCACCACCACCACCAUCCUUUAUCCUGCGCUGCACACGUCGCUAGAUAAAUAACCCCCACCUCGGCUCCAUCAAUCUUUCCAACCAUCCUCCCCGCCUCACCUCCACAGAUCAAACACGGAACAGCAGUUUCACGUCGGUUAUCUAGAGAUCCGCCGCCAUGAGUUCUCCAAAGAGAAGGAUAGAGACGGAUGUGAGUUCUUUUAGCACUCUACACUUUACGUCACCAGAGGUACUGACCGUUUGUUUCCCGGUACGGUAGGUCAUGAGGUACGAUUUACCACCCCUACGCCAUUCAAAGGGCUCUAAGAGAGCUCGACUCUCCCUCGGUGAUGUUCUAAUAAUAGUUUGCUGACAUUAUUGCUUUCGCAGAUUGUAAGUAACCUGAAGGCCACUUCGAAUCAGCCCUCCCUCCACUCUUUACAAGUAACCCUCUAACACUGGGCUCAACAUGAAGGUUGAUGAGCGACUAUGAAGUCACUCUCGUCAACGAUAACAGUAUGUAGCCAUCAAGGCCCUUGCCCGAUCCUGCAUCCUUUCGCUGACAUGCAUACAGUGUAACAUGCCCCCCGCGCUCAUUUCAGGCCUUAAUUUUCUUUGCUCACGUGAUUUAGGCAGGAAUUCUACGUUCGGUUCAAGGGCCCUGAAGAAAGUACGUUCUCUGAAGAAGCCUAUCCAGUGAGAAAGUUGCAGGUUGGGUUUCACGAGUUGGCUCUCGCCACUGUUGUUGAGAUGGCCAAAGGCGCGGUCACUUCGGUGCACCACCAACUUCGUCCCAGCCCCCAUUGCGAUCAAUUAUCUACGGGAUAGAGAGUUAACACCCAUUUUUCUUAGCGCCUUUUACCGGAGGCAUCUGGAAGGUCCACGUUGAGCUCCCUGAUCAGUAUCCGUACAAGUCUCCCUCGAUUGGAUUUGUAAAUCGCAUCUUCCACCCCAAUAUCGACGAGCUGUAAGCACAUCUCUCACGGGCUCUCCCCCUGGUUGACAACCGGCUAAAUUCGCAUAGGAGCGGAAGUGUGUGCUUGGACGUCAUUAACCAGACAUGGUCCCCGAUGUUCGACAUGAUCAAUAUCUUUGAGGUGUUCCUCCCGCAGCUUUUGCGCUAUCCUAACCCGACAGAUCCCCUGAACGGUGAAGCAGCCGCGCUCUUGAUGAGAGAGCCAAAGCAGUACGAGAUAAAGGUCAAGGGUAUGUUCUGCUGUUUGCACCAUAUAAAGACACGCGCCCUUUUGCUUUAUCCGGGCACAUCGAGCUAAUUUCGGCACAGAAUACGUCGCCAAGUAUGCCACAAAAGAGGGCGCAGACGCCGCUACAGACGACAGCGAAAGCGAUGACGAGAUGAGUUCUGUGGGUAGCUUCGACUCUACCGAUGAAGAGCCCGCAGGAACUAUGGAAGUUUAGCUAUUUUUGGUCAUCUAUCGCGGCGUUUUGUGACUACUCAAUUCCACUCUCUUUAGGUUUCUGGCUCCGGAGUUUUCUCUUUUUUUCUUCUUUUUUUCUCUUUUUCCCUUUUUCCUUCUUUCCUUCCUUUUCUUUUCCUCCCUCCUCGCUCUGAUCCCCGGGUCUCUAGCGUCCGAGUAGGCCAGAUUGUUCCCAUGAAUUAAGAGGCGGCAAUGGGAAUGGUAGGAAAAUAACAAGGCCUUGAUGCAAUUGGUCGCCGUGGUAUUUUGUGUCCGAUUUAGUUUUGCUUACCCGCUUGCUUAGUUGAUGUACUGUACUGUACUACCAUACCGUAUCCCAGUGCGGUAAUUUGAUCUCCCCCC
Tuber aestivum (summer truffle) is the source of this 2050-nucleotide messenger RNA. NCBI's taxonomy places the organism in Eukaryota, Fungi, Ascomycota, Pezizomycetes, Pezizales, Tuberaceae. The record is from the annotation of a GenBank genome assembly.